Messenger RNA from Fusarium oxysporum Fo47, 759 nucleotides. RefSeq lists its product as uncharacterized. The transcript is spliced from 3 exons. NCBI's taxonomy places the organism in Eukaryota, Fungi, Ascomycota, Sordariomycetes, Hypocreales, Nectriaceae. The record is from RefSeq and is a predicted model, not a curated record. Bases 1 to 759 code for a protein of 252 amino acids.
AUGCAUCCUACAAUUGUUCUCGCGGCUCUGGUCGCCUUCGUUCCUGCUGCAUUCUCUGAGGAACUCAAUGCAGAUGCUGUACCUACUGCUUGCAAGACAAUCUGCCAGCCCAUCGUCAACCUCACCAAUGCCUGCGACAUUGACCCCAAGGGUCCCGAGAAGCACAGCGACAGAAGACGAGACCUUGUCAUUCUUGAUCAUGAAGAUGACGAUGAGCCCAUCGAAGCGGCUUGUAUCUGUACGAACAAGAGUUUCGAUGUCGAGGGCGUGAUGGCACUAUGCGCGAGCUGCAUGGCGCAGAACAGCAAGGACACAGAAGACAUUGAUAAAAUCAUGUCGCAAUGCUCCUUCUCAUCAACCUCUUAUGUGCGCGCAGCGACGAGUGUAGUAUCGGGCAUCGAGGUUCAGGCUACCAAACCGGCUGCAACAGUAACUCCUGUAGCUACAACCAGGGCUGCCGCGGCUACAGCGACCGAAACGGUUGGAAACAGCGCUGGGAAGCUCACGGGUUCUACUGUGCUGUGCUUCUUCAGGGAUACAAUGUUUGGUUCUUGGGACGAGGAUGCGAAGGACUGGGAUGCUGACGCCGAGUAUUGCGAGGUCGUUAGAAUGCGUGAUAAUCCUGCGGCGAUUGCACUCCCUAUGGUGAGACGACUCCGGGAGAAAUUUGGAUGGAAGCUGGAUAUCGUCUAUCCUGAAUCGGAUGAUCCGCUCCCAAAGAGCAACUGUCAGACGCUGAACCAGCAAGAUGCCAUCUAA